Pistacia vera is the source of this 4418-nucleotide messenger RNA. Its product is annotated as zinc finger CCCH domain-containing protein 55-like. Gene Ontology annotation, molecular function: RNA binding; metal ion binding. Bases 150 to 3422 code for a protein of 1090 amino acids. Lineage: Eukaryota; Viridiplantae; Streptophyta; Magnoliopsida; Sapindales; Anacardiaceae. The transcript has 17 exons. The record is from RefSeq and is a predicted model, not a curated record.
UGACAACAAUAAAAAUCAAAACAAAACAAAACCCUCAAAGAACUCAACUUUAACCACACUACUACUCCUUUCUCUCUCUCUCUUUACACCUCAAAAUAACCAGAAACCACCCAAGAAAGCAAAAGAGCUUGAACGAAAAACAAACAAAAAUGGAUGAAUUUGAUGCAACAAGCAUUUUGUUCAACAGAAUCAGAAGCUUAGACCCAGAAAACGCCUCAAAAAUCAUAGGUUUUAUCCUCAUUCAUGACGUUAAAGAUACAGAUUUGUUGCGUUUAGCCGUAGGCCCUGAAACCCUUCUGCAAUCUUUGAUUAUCAAAGCCAAAAAUCAGUUGGGACUUUCGGCAAACACUUUUUCUGCACCCACUUCACCUUUACCUAACCCCAUUGCUAGACUCGGCAACACGGCAAACAACAAUGUUAACAACAACCCAUUUGCGAAACUAUCUCCUAGAGUUGCCAAUGGGAUGCGUGAGUUUGCAAAGAACUCAUCUUUACCUGACCCAAAGUCAAGUCCUUUCCUUUCAUAUGAAAACAUACGUGCAGGGUCUUGUUUGGUGCCUCCGCAUCUAAAAAAUGUUGGGGUUGUUGUCGGUGAGAGUGGUAGUGACUUUAUGGAUGAGCUUCAGUUUAAUGAUUAUCUUUCAUUUUUGGAUGAGUCCUCAAAAAACGAGGACUUUAUUGGUGGAAGAAGUCAACUGGGUUUCGAUGGGGAUUGGGGUGGGGAUGUGAGUAAUGUAGAUACCCAUUUUCAUAGAAGAAGUUUCUCAGCUAGUGAUGCAUGUUUUGGUAGUGAAGAUUCAAAUUUUAAUGUUGGUUAUAAGCCUUGUCUUUACUUUGCUAGAGGCUUUUGCAAGAACGGUGACAAUUGCAGGUUUGUUCAUAGCCAUUUUAAUGAGAAUGAUGGAAAUGGUUUUCUGGUUGGUUCUCCUAGCAAAAUGGAGGGUGUUUAUCUGCAACCUGAAGAUAUGAUGAGAAUGAAAGGAGCUUUGCAGCAGCAGAGAUUGGCUGCUUCACAGUUUGGGGCCGGAGUUUCGCCGCCAUCGCCUUAUGACUUUCUUUUGCAACAACAAAAUGAUAACCAGAGAGCGGCCACCGCAGCAUUGCUGUUAGGUGAUGAACUUUACAAGUUCGGCCAUGGCCGAGCUGAAAGGAAUGACUUUUUGGCAAUGGGAUUGGGAGAGAAGGGGAGCUCGGCGAAUAGACAGAUCUACUUGACAUUCCCAGCAGAUAGCUCUUUUAAGGAUGAAGAUGUUUCUAAUUACUUCAGCACUUUUGGACUAGUGCAAGAUGUGAGGAUCCCAUACCAGCCGAAGCGAAUGUUUGGGUUUGUCACUUUUGUCUACGCAGAGACUGUGAGACGCAUUUUGGCCAGAGGGAAUCCUCAUUUUAUAUGUGAUUCACGUGUGCUUGUCAAGCCCUACAAGGAAAAAGGAAAAGUUGCCGAGAAGAGGCAACAGCAGUUUGACAGGGGGAAUUUGUCACCAUGUUCAAGCCCUUCUGGGGUUGAUUCCAGAGAUCCAUAUGACCCUCUUGGAGCAAAGAUGUUCUACCAAACACAGGACAUGAUGUUGAGAAGAAAAUUUGAUGAGCAACUUGAGCUGCAGCAAGCGAUUGAAUUCCAAAGGAAAAGGCUUAUGAAUCUACAACAGCCGAAUUUGAAGAAUCAGCCUAUUAACCAUCACCAGCGUAGUCUAUCAGUUGGCAAUCCUGUCACCUUACCUACUCAAAAUGAUAUCAACCAGAAUCUUGUUCUUCCAUCUGGUGUUAUCAAUCAAGAAGUGUCGGAAGGUGGUAGCUCAAUUGCCAAUGUUCCCUUAACCAUCGCUGCUGAUAUGGAGCUACAUACUCAGCCAGAACUGAAGCAAGCUCAUCUUGAGAAGGAUGGUUGUGGCGAUACGAAGGAGGAAAGCUCCAACCCAGUAGGGUGUGAUCUCCAUGAACGAAGUCAUGGUAGCAGCAUCGAGCUCACUCUCCCUGAUAACCUCUUUGCUUCUACAAAAAAGCCAGCCGAGGGUAGCACACCCGACUUAUCCACUGCAGCAGCAGUCAAUGAAAGCACUGGAAUCUCAGCCUCACCCUCUUCUGAAAGUAACCUAGAAAUGCCCUCUACUUCUGUGACUGACAUGGCUUCACGUUUUAUGAUGGGCAUGAAGCUAUCCAAAUGUAGAAAAGUAGAAAAGCAUAUACAAGAAGAAGAAUCCUCUAAGAUGUAUAGCCAAAUUAUACCUGCACUGAAGAGUAGAUCAGUAGAAGCAUCAAUACAAAUACUACUAACAGCAAACGCAUAUUGGAUACAUAAACGUUCCGACAAUGUUGUGCGUCGGAACAUGUCUCAUACAAUCAAUUUAAUGAAUGUGUUUUGGCCAUUAAACUCUGCGUUGGUGCCAAUGAUCUGUGCACCAAUGCUACGGCUUUUGUUUGGGAUCACUGUCCGCAAAAUCAACCGGGAUGCAGGAUUUUCAUCUGUAGAGACAUAUUCUGCAUUAGAGAAGGGCAAUUCUUCCUGUGGUGAUAGUAAUUUUUCAAAGGGAUUAUUGUGUCACUUUUCUGGCACUUUUGGACUAGUGCAAGAUGUGAGGAUCCCAUACCAGCCGAAGCGAAUGUUUGGGUUUGUCACUUUUGUCUACGCAGAGACUGUGAGACGCAUUUUGGCCAGAGGGAAUCCUCAUUUUAUAUGUGAUUCACGUGUGCUUGUCAAGCCCUACAAGGAAAAAGGAAAAGUUGCCGAGAAGAGGCAACAGCAGUUUGACAGGGGGAAUUUGUCACCAUGUUCAAGCCCUUCUGGGGUUGAUUCCAGAGAUCCAUAUGACCCUCUUGGAGCAAAGAUGUUCUACCAAACACAGGACAUGAUGUUGAGAAGAAAAUUUGAUGAGCAACUUGAGCUGCAGCAAGCGAUUGAAUUCCAAAGGAAAAGGCUUAUGAAUCUACAACAGCCGAAUUUGAAGAAUCAGCCUAUUAACCAUCACCAGCGUAGUCUAUCAGUUGGCAAUCCUGUCACCUUACCUACUCAAAAUGAUAUCAACCAGAAUCUUGUUCUUCCAUCUGGUGUUAUCAAUCAAGAAGUGUCGGAAGGUGGUAGCUCAAUUGCCAAUGUUCCCUUAACCAUCGCUGCUGAUAUGGAGCUACAUACUCAGCCAGAACUGAAGCAAGCUCAUCUUGAGAAGGAUGGUUGUGGCGAUACGAAGGAGGAAAGCUCCAACCCAGUAGGGUGUGAUCUCCAUGAACGAAGUCAUGGUAGCAGCAUCGAGCUCACUCUCCCUGAUAACCUCUUUGCUUCUACAAAAAAGCCAGCCGAGGGUAGCACACCCGACUUAUCCACUGCAGCAGCAGUCAAUGAAAGCACUGGAAUCUCAGCCUCACCCUCUUCUGAAAGUAACCUAGAAAUGCCCUCUACUUCUGUGACUGACAUGGCUUCACGUUAAUAUUUUUCUUUUUCAAUGCCAAGGUUUUAUGAUGGGCAUGAAGCUAUCCAAAUGUAGGUAAUAAAGAAAAGUAGAAAAGCAUAUACAAGAAGAAGAAUCCUCUAAGAUGUAUAGCCAAAUUAUACCUGCACUGAAGAGUAGAUCAGUAGAAGCAUCAAUACAAAUACUACUAACAGCAAACGCAUAUUGGAUACAUAAACGGUAGACGAACUGAUUCGUGAUAGUAGGGCUUUUUCUCUUUUCUACUUUCUAGUUGUGUUCUUCAUCAUACAGACUAUAAGCCUGAACUACAAGGGAUUAAAACUCUUAUUGCACAGUUAUAAAUACAUAGUUUUCCCCCUUUUACCAUCCUUCUCUUAUCUCUUGUAAAGUUGGCCCAAAAAAGGACUGACUAAAAAAGAACUUGUCUGAGUAGAAGCAAACCUAGGGAGUCUCAAUGAGCUGAAAUAGGUAGUUUUGACACACCACUGGAAAAUCAAUCUCUCCUGACGAGAACUCUCGACUUGGAGCAAGAAUGCCAGAAUAUUAACUGAUUUCUGACUCUGCGUUGGAACUGAAUCAACAAUGUCCCGAUAUAGCCACCAUUGGAACAUUGUCCAUACACCCAUGCAAGCCAAUGUUGGUGUAUGGUUAAUCAUAUUCCAGCACAUUGUUGUGUUGGUGUACUGGAAUUCAGUUCCGACACUGUUGUGCAUCGGAACAUGUCUCAUACAAUCAAUUUAAUGAAUGUGUUUUGGCCAUUAAACUCUGCGUUGGUGCCAAUGAUCUGUGCACCGAUGCUACGGCUUUUGUUGGGGAUCACUGUCCGCAAAAUCAACCGGGAUGCAGGAUUUUCAUCUGUAGAAACAUAUUCUGCAUUAGAGAAGGGCAAUUCUUCCUGUGGUGAUAGUAAUUUUUCAAAGGGAUUAUUGUCACUUUUCUGGGUAUUUUAUACUGUGGUUGAUGGGAAAUCAUGCAAAGGAAAACAGUUUUUCAGAUGAAUAAAAAGUAGGAGAA